Diachasmimorpha longicaudata is the source of this 2577-nucleotide messenger RNA. RefSeq names its product stathmin (gene Stai). The record is from RefSeq and is a predicted model, not a curated record. The transcript is spliced from 7 exons. Lineage: Eukaryota; Metazoa; Arthropoda; Insecta; Hymenoptera; Braconidae. Gene Ontology annotation, biological process: neuron projection development; microtubule depolymerization; regulation of microtubule polymerization or depolymerization. Bases 184 to 1263 code for a protein of 359 amino acids. Gene Ontology annotation, cellular component: neuron projection; cytoplasm. Gene Ontology annotation, molecular function: tubulin binding.
UUGGAUCAGUCACCCUCUAGCCACCGCCCCAGGAACAACAGUAUUUUUCACGCUCUCUUAUCACUCGUUUUCGGGAGAAAUUUUUGCAGUUUUAAAAUCGCAAUUUUUUUUGAAACUGUUUUAGUUUUCUUUUGAUUUUUUUUUUCCCACUUUCGGUGGACCUCAGGAGCUAUUUAUUAGCUGAUGAAGAUGCUGAUCGAACUUGUACGCGAGUCUGUGUUGCAGUGCUUCUGUCACAGCUGCACAGUACCUCUGAGUGUCGUAGCUGGACAGAGGAGAGGUAAUGUGCCCAUGAAGAAGCCCAGUGGCAAGGGAAAGCCACGAACGAAACAGCCGAAGAAAGUGAAAUUCAUAACUACUGAGAUACGAUGUCAGGAGAAGUCCAAGGGUGGACUGUGUUACGAAGUGAUAUUGGCGGAGCCAACGGGCUCAAAACGUGCCCCAUCACCACCCCAGACACCACCCGCUCAGCAGACUGCCAUUGAGGAUAAGCUCAAAGCUGCUGAGGAGAGGAGACUCUCAUUAGAGGCACAUAAACUGGCAUCAAUUGCUGCCAAGAUGAGCAGAAUUGAGGAGACAUCGCGUAAGAGGGAUGAACUCAACUCAGCAUUCAUCGCAGCAACUCGAGACUCACUCGAUGCCAAGAUGAAUAACUCGGAGGGAAAGCGUGAGGCCCAUAUUGCCGAGUUGAAGAAUAAGUUGAAGGAACAUCUUGAGGCUGUUGAGAAGACACGUUUAAAUCUGGAGCAGCAAACGAAUGAGGUACGUGCUGCUGUUGAGGAGAAACUGAAAACAGCAGCUGCACAGAGGGAUGAGAACAUGAAGCACAUGCUGGAACGUCUGAAGGAGCACGAGGAGCAAGUUGCCAGGGUUCGCCAGGGCAUGGCCGAGCGUGUCCAGCAGUUGGAAUCGCAGAUCCAGGGCAAGCUCGAUCAGGCACGAGAACGCAGGGAGACAAUAGAACGUGAACAGAAGGAGAAACUGCGUAAUCACAAUACGGUGAAGAUAGCGAAGGUACGUGAGACAGCGGAUGUCUGUGCAAUGCGAGAGCUCGAGGCUAAGAAGCGUGAGAUUGACUUGAAGGUGUCGAUUGCUGAAGAGAAUCGUCAGCGAGAGAUUCAACGUCGUCUUCAGGCUAUUCGCCAACAUGAGAGGCGUGCUGAAAUGGUCAGACAGACCAAAGCAGCCCUGGCUGGCCAGGACUCAACCAAGACAGAUGAGAGUGCCUUACCAGUGGAAAAUGAAACUGCCAGCUCUGGUUAAGCGAAAUAAUCGAGCCGCAAAUGCUUAAUUGAACCCAACAAUCUUAACACGAUUGAUAUUAUCCCAUCAUUAAUCGUCGCAGCCAAAACGAGAUAUUGUAGACUCGAAGAGAGUGAAAUGAAAAAGAAUAACACGAGAAUAGUUUAAAGGUAAUCUUCAAUAACGGAAAUAUUUUUUCACUCAUUUAGGUUCAUUUACUGAGGGACAAGAGGUGGAAAAAAUAUUUCUGGAUUUCAAUAAAACGACGAGAAAAGUUAGUGAAUAAAAGUCAUAAUUACUGAAAGGCAGCGGGUUCAUUAUUACAGUAAAAUGCUGAUGGACUUGUGAGCUUUAUAAAAUUGCUUCGUGCCAUUUUCCGUCGUUUCGGCAUCAACUAAAAAUAAUGAGUGAGAGAAGAUAAAUAUGACGAGAUAAUCAGCGAGAGAUUUAAAAAUUAAGAUUCAUUAGUUUUACCGCAUAUUUUUCAAUUAAUUUCUGAUUCUGUUGAAUUUGUGCCUAAAAGUAAAAUUGCUCUGUGCUACUUUUCUCUAAUUUUGUAUCAAUCAAAAUUCAAACUCAUUAAUUAAGGGAAAAACGGGUGGAAAAUCACAAAAAAAAUUUAAACUCCGAGAGAAAAAAUAUGCAAAAAAAUGUAACACUUAGAUAUAUUUUAUGCUUACGUUGUAUUAAUUAUGUUUCUUUAUAAUUUUCAUAAUAUCGAAUACAAUACCAAGUAACCGAUGUUGAUAUGUUGGCUUUGAUAGCGGAAGAAUUUUAAGCGGAGAGAGUGUGCGACUGAGUGCUCUGCAGAGAAUGUGAAAAAAAAACAUUGGGCAUUCUUUUAAUUGGGAGAUGAUAAUUGAAUUUACGGUGUGGAUGGACAAAAAUGGACAGUUUCAUGGGAAUACUGGGGAUCAUAGCUGAUGUCUGUAGUUGGGGAAGGGUUCGGAACGAUUGCCAAUGGAAUAUAUAUUCCAGAACGAUUUUUAACCGAUCAAUUUUCGAAAUGCAGUAAAAACAAUUUUGUACUCAUUAACUUCUUUCAUUAUUCAUUUCGAAAAUUGUUGGAGGCGUCAACGGUCGCCCACUGACUCAAAAUAUCUCUUGAUUCUUUUAAUAUUGACAUGUCGAGUGUCGCUGAAACUAGACAGACUUUAAGAACAAUUUCUACUGCGACACGGAAUCCCAAAUGGUAAUCAAUGAAAAAUGGAUAAAAAAAAAAUGUGUUAACGUAUGAAUUCGCAUUUCAAGUGGAUGGUAAAUGUAACAGUGCUUUAUACAGUUUAUACUAAGCUUCGAAAAAGAAUGAUAAAUAUAUUAAAGAAACUAAAUAAA